AACGGACGUGUCCUCCCACACUUGCGCGGUAGCUUUGGGUGGUAAUCGGUGAGAAGUGGUGGGUUCUUGAUCUAAAGCAAGUUUGAAGUGACGAUCUCGCGCUUGAUACGGACGAGUUUUCUGUGCUAUUAGAAUCUGAUGUGACGAAGCUUGUUAGCUACGGACUGUGACAUACUCUGGAGUCGAUACGUUUGAAGCCAUUGUCGAAAGUUUAGUUUAACGCGUGACGUUCGAGGGAGAGUGUGUGGAAAAACAGUGGAACUCCUUUGUUUGGUGAUCGCAACGCCACUGGAUACGCUAAUUUGAAUAUAAAUUAGCCAACAACGGGACGAAUGGCAGACGGAGGAAACCUGUACAACGGCGAGGUUCCUUCGGCCGCAGAACACCAGCCUUACCCGAUCGACCAAAAUGUCUACUUUGAGGUGCCGAGCCGAUUUGUUCUUACGCGACAGUUGGGCAUCGGGGCCCAAGGAGCUGUAAUGGCCGCAAUUGAUAAGACCUCUGGAAAGCAAGUAGCAGUCAAAAAACUCUCCCGACCAUUCCAGGAUGAAACACAUGCGAAGCGAGCGUACCGCGAGAUAAAGCUACUGCAAAUGCUGGACCAUCCUUUUAUUAUCAAUUUACUAUACGCCUACUCGCCACAAGCAAGUUUAGACUCUUUCAAAGACAUUUAUCUGUUCACGGAAUGCAUGGAAAGCAACCUGAGCACCGUGAUUGGCAACCCUUUGGACCACGAAAGAAUUUCGUUUCUCAUUUAUCAAAUUCUGUGCGGGAUCAAGCAUUUGCAUUCCGCAGGCAUCAUCCACCGAGAUCUCAAGCCCACCAAUAUUGUGGUGAAUAAGGAUUGCUCUCUCAAGAUCCUUGACUUCGGGCUGGCGCGAAGCGUAGGAACCAAUUUCAUGCUAACUCAGUACGUGGUCACCCGGCACUACCGAGCUCCGGAAGUCAUCCUCUACAUGGAUUACGACACAAACGUGGACAUUUGGGCAAUCGGGUGCAUCAUGGCGGAACUCAUCAAAGGCCAAGUGCUGCUACCGGGAACCGAUCACGUAGACCAGUGGAACCGGAUCACAACCACCCUGGGGACCCCAUCGCAAGAAUUCAUGUCCCGGACGUCCGAUUCCGCGCGGAGGUACAUCGAGAAUCUUCCCUUCCAUCCGAGGCCAUCGUUCGAUAGGCUUUUUCCGGACUCGGAUUUUCAACACGCAGAGGGCAGUUUUCCGGAGGUGAACAGCCAGAACGCCCGUGAUAUGCUCGAUCGAAUGCUCACGAUCGAUCCAAUGGAGCGGAUAACCGUUGUGGAAGCAUUGACACAUCCCUACGUUCGAUGCUGGUCCCGAGAUGAGGAAGUUAACCGUCCUGCAUCGGUGCCAUACGACCACACCUUGGACGAGCAAAGUCUCAGCUUGGGCCAGUGGAAGGAACUGUUGUUCCGCGAAAUAAAGGAUAUCCAAAGACAAACGCUAGGCGAAUAGGAAAACGAGAGGCUUGUGUUAAUUAGAGAAGUGAAGAAUUUUAUUAAUAGUCAGGUUUCGAAUUAUUUUAAAUAUAUUUAUCAUGUUACGAUUAUUUAGAUUUUAUACUAUUAAAGUUUAUAUUUACGCAAUAGCAAAGUAUAAUUUAAAAACUUGUAUCGCUGACUGAAAAAAUCUUUCUUUGUGGACGAUUGAAUUGUUGAUUAGAUUACGUCAGGAACGGAUUCUUUUGUAAAAAGUUGUUGAAGAAUGUUGAAAUAAUAUUUUCUUAUUCAAAUUUAAAGAAUCUUCCAUUAGAAAUCAUUAAGAAAUGAAAAACCAAUUAAAAGACUCCGAAGUCGAUAGAAGUCACGCUAGAUCUUUGUAGUCUAAGUUAUAACAUGUUAUAUAAAUUAAGUUAUCGACAUGAUAGUUCAAAAGCGUGCGCCGUCUGAACAUAAUAUUAGGAUUUAAAUCACAAAUCACAUACAAGCAAUCGUGUGAAAUUUAUAAUUCAUUCCUUUAUGCCUUUUUUGAACAAACAAAGUUAUACAGAAAGGGCUAUGAAUUCAUUCUAGAAACCAACAUUUUUCAAAGUAGCACCCAAGAAUAUACAAAUCGAAAUAAAUGUAA
Molecule: messenger RNA, 2087 nt
Organism: Armigeres subalbatus
Lineage: Eukaryota; Metazoa; Arthropoda; Insecta; Diptera; Culicidae
Product: stress-activated protein kinase JNK-like
Exons: 4
Coding region: 333-1475 (380 amino acids)
Biological process (GO): protein phosphorylation; JNK cascade
Cellular component (GO): nucleus; cytoplasm
Molecular function (GO): ATP binding; JUN kinase activity
Source: RefSeq, a predicted model, not a curated record